Molecule: messenger RNA, 664 nt
Organism: Blastomyces dermatitidis ER-3
Lineage: Eukaryota; Fungi; Ascomycota; Eurotiomycetes; Onygenales; Ajellomycetaceae
Exons: 1
Coding region: 168-473 (101 amino acids)
Source: RefSeq, a predicted model, not a curated record
GUUCUCCCAUAUCCUCAUAUCCUGCAAUUGUUCCUUUUAGAAUAAACUCCGCAUCUCCUCUUCCUCUUCUCCUUUUUUCUUCUCCUCCUUUCAUUUUGUUAAGCCAGUCCCGGACGACUUGUAUAGGAUAAAAAAAAAAUCUAAUCCAACCAGAGCACUGCCACAGCAUGAUGUUUGACCGAUUGAUCACGAUUAGCUUCAGCCCAUCACAACAUGAAGGCAUUUUUGGCUGGAGUCUGUUCCGUCGCGCAUCCCGCCUACAUCAUUUUUGUAUGGGGUGCAAUAGAAAUGGCACUCGCAGCCGUCUCGCGGGUCAUAGAAAUGCGCCCAGCCUUUGGGUGGUCUUAUAUUUGCUGUGCUAUCCGAUGCCAGCAGGAGCCAUUCGUGUGGUUGUUUGGCCUUUCGAGAGAAGAACAUGUUUCAAAGCGCAGAAAAUCGUCUUAAUUUUCACGCAUGGAGGAGGGGCUGCAUAGCUGUACUCAAAGUUUCUUUCUUUCUUUCUUUCUUUUUUCUUUUUUCCCUUUUUCUCCCAGAUAUCUCCCCGUUUGACGAAAAAGGACAAUGUCUAUCGCCCGCUUGUGAGCACAGUCGACCAGCCUGUUGGGACAUGUACGGAUUCAAAUAGAAGAAUUCAUUGUGGAGAAGAAGAGCAUGGCGGGAUGAG